This is a messenger RNA of Pyrenophora tritici-repentis Pt-1C-BFP, 1464 nucleotides long. RefSeq names its product Carboxypeptidase C (cathepsin A). The record is from RefSeq and is a predicted model, not a curated record. Gene Ontology annotation, molecular function: serine-type carboxypeptidase activity. NCBI's taxonomy places the organism in Eukaryota, Fungi, Ascomycota, Dothideomycetes, Pleosporales, Pleosporaceae. Gene Ontology annotation, biological process: proteolysis. Gene Ontology annotation, cellular component: fungal-type vacuole.
AUGAAGCUCUUCUGCACGAGUCUGCUUGCAGCAACGGCAGCAGCGACUCUCUCGCAAGUGCCUUUUCAAGAUACGCCAGAAGUGGAAGGCUUUCAAACAUACCACAGUCAAUAUUCGGAACAUCAUUCCAUCCGCAUAAAGCGACAACAAAGCGAUACAUUAUGUGAUGCUCGUUCCAAGCAGUAUACUGGCUGGCUAGAUGUCGGACAGAAGCACAUAUUCUUCUGGUACUUUGAGUCACAAGACAAGCCGGCUGAAGACCCCCUUCUGCUGUGGUUGACAGGAGGACCCGGUGGCUCUGGAAUGUUGGGUAUGCUGGGUGAGCUAGGUCCGUGUAUGAUCAACGAAUUUGGCAACGGGACCGUGUACAACGAAUACGGGUGGAGCAAAAAUGCCAACAUUAUUUUUGUUGAUCAGCCAGCAGGCGUUGGCUUUAGCUAUGUAGAUGAGGGCAUCCCGCUCACUUCCACAAGCUUCUCGGCUGCCGAAGAUAUGCAUCAUUUCUUGCAGCUGUUUACGAGCGAUGUCUUCCCGGAUCUCUACGAGAGAGACUUUCAUAUCACAGGAGAAAGCUAUGCUGGACACUAUGUUCCCACCUUGGGCGCUGAAAUUGUCUCGAAGAACCUCAUGUAUCCAAAACGACCCAAGGUCAACCUCAAGUCAACUUUUACCGGAAACGCCUUUGUUUCACCCAAGGACACUACCUUCGGCUACUGGGAGACGCUCUGCACAACGAACCCCGGUGUCGAAAGUCCAGUCUUCAACCAGACACGCUGUGACAUCAUGGCUACCAACCUACCACGCUGCAUGGAGCUUUCUAGCGUUUGUUACAAUCAUCCCGAUCCAGCUAUAUGCAUCGCAGCCGAAGAAGUAUGUGAGGAAGGCGUGAUUUUGUACUACGACGGCGAGUCUGGAGAAGGGGGCCGUAAUCGUUUCGACAUCACCCAUGAGUGCGAAACGAGAGAUGAUCUAUGCUACCCCGAGAUUAAAAGGAUACAAGAAUAUCUGAACCUACCUUCUGUUUGGGAGGCUCUCAGUGUUCCCAAAGCAGUAGGCAACUACUCGGUAUUGUCUUAUGACAUUGCCUGGGCCUUCGCGCUAACCGGAGAUGGUAUGCUCAGCACGCAGCCGCAGGUCCUGUAUCUGCUUGACCACGGCAUUGACGUACUCUUCUAUCAGGGUAACCUUGAUCUCGCUUGCAACACAGCGGGUAACCUCCAAUGGGCAAGUACAAUGCCAUGGAAGGGUCAGCCAGCAUUUGUCGCGCAGCCGAAGAGGAUGUGGAAGAACGGGGGCGACGAAGUGGGCUGGUUCAAGGAAGUCAAGACCAAGACCGCGAGCGGACGGGAGACGACGUUUGCUUUCGCGACAGUGGAUGGGGCGGGCCACAUGGUACCUCUCGAUAAACCCAAGGAGGCGCUGGUACUGGUUGAUAGAUGGUUGAACAAGCGGAGCUACGCGUGA